CUGUCGUCCUUUGAAUGAAUGGAAUGGUGUGUCAUGUGUGUCCCUGCCCAACCCCCGUCAGUCAGAUGCAUGUUCGUUCGUUAGUUGAUGUCCCUCACGAGUGAUUGCAGAAACAUACGCAGAUGGAGACAAACCAAGACAGACAGACAGACCGACAAGAAAGGAGAGAUGGAGAGAGAGUUCGGCGCAGUCGAAUGUGUUGCCCUGUGUCACUGAGUGCCGUGUUGUGCCUCGCCAGCCAUGCCCCCACACGCCACUUAAUUGGCUAAAAGGACUGUAAAACACACACACACACGCCCACGCACCCACCCCCCGUUCGUCAUCUAUGAUCCGUCGGCCGGCUAGCUAGCGAAUGGCUGGGCUGCCCCGGGGCAGCUGCCGCGUGUGUGUGUUGCAGUUGGCAAUCUACCUGUGUGGAGGGAGAGAGACCAACAGACACGUGCAGAAACACACGCAUACAUGCGUGUGAAUGUCUGUUUGGCUCACGAGCAGACGGGGCCGUCCAAGACGCGGCACUGCAGGGGCAUGUUGGCGAACUUGGGAUGCGUCUCCAACUGGGGGGGGACAGGGAUGUCCACGCAGUAGCACUUGCGGCCUGUGGCCUUGUCGACGCCGCAGUCAUCUCCCCACUCCUUCCCAUGGCACGAGAUACCUGUAGCACUACCUGCAGACGCACAGACACACACAGGAUGCACGUGUGAGUGGUGCGUAUCACAUAUCCAUCCAGCUGCCUCUGACAGCUGUAACGUGGAUCCAGUGCGUGUGUGCGUCCGUACCUUCUUGAGUGCCUGCGGUGGCCUUGGUACCACCACCUGCCUUGGCGAUCUGGCCCUCCACAUAUGCGAUGGUUGCCGUAGCAGAUGCCGUGUUGUUGCGGGAAGCUGUCAAGGUGGCCAUGCGGUGCAGGAAGGGACGGGCCUUAACCUGGCCCAGGACACCGGCCGACAGAGACUUUGAAGCUGCAUGAGACACACACGCACCGUGACGGAGACGGGCGGUGCUGCCGCCCUUCUCCUUUUCGACACGCACCCAGGUUGGUGGCAUUGAUGCGUUGCUGGUGGGCUUGCGCAGGUUGGCUGACCGACAGGCACAUUACCAGUGCAAUACCGAUAGCCAGGUCCACGCCGACCACGAACGUCUUGGACAGCAUCAUUCGUCUAGGCGUCUCUCGAACGAAGAGAGGAUUCAGGUGUAUCAGGAUCUGAUCAGGAUAGGAUCGAACGAAGAGAGGAUUCAAGGAAUGGCUCAAAGCAGUGGUCAAAUCCGAGACACUCACUCAGAGACGGCAGGGUGGGGCGGUGCGAGCUAAGCGUCCAUUUCCC
Messenger RNA from Vitrella brassicaformis, 1322 nucleotides. Lineage: Eukaryota; Vitrellaceae. The record is from the annotation of a GenBank genome assembly.